AUGUAUAGUCGCAGCCAAGAUGGACUCCUUGAGAAUGGCAUAGGUGAGGGAUAUGUAAAGAGAAAACGCAGGGGUAGAAAGAAAGGGAAAGGCCAGAUGAAUUUUACAUCAAACCAGUUAAAUUCUGAAGAAGAAUGUGAUGCAACAAUAGAAGAACGUGAUAAAGAAGAAGAAACCCAAUUUGCAGAUGAGGAAUUUAAUAACAAUAUAGAACCUAUACAAGUUGUAAGUGAUACAGUAGAAAAUGUUGAAAUCUGUGAAAUAGCAGGUGAAGAUAUAGCUGAUCGCUUAGAAAGAACAGUGACUAUGGACGGUAUUAUGAAAGCACCGCCUCAGAUGAGCAUAUUGGAACCCGAACCUUAUGAAAAAAAAGAAUUGUAUGAGCCAAGUGAACCACAGGAGGUAGAAUUUUUACCAUAUAAUACUAGAGCUUUAUCGAAACAUGCCACAACGUAUGAAUUGGAGAAGUUUGAAAAGAAUUGUCUUGUUAUAUUCAAUCAAGAGAAUGUUGAAGGAUUUAAACCUCGAUUUGGCACAGAAAAAGACGUACAAGUUUUAAAAGAUACAUUUUCUAACUUCGGUUUUGAGGUGACAGAACACAAGGAUUUUACAAAGGAUGAAGUUUUCAAGGAAUUAAAAUCGUUCAGUGAAAGAGACUUCACGGAUUACGGGUGCGUUGCUGUGGCAGUGCUGACACACGGCUCUAAUCACGGCCUUCUCCGGGCCAAGGAUCAGCCCUACAGUGAGAUCGAAAUCAUAAACCAUUUCAAAGUUUACAACAAACCCACGCUGGUCACGAAGCCAAAGAUCUUAAUUAUUCAGGCAUGUCGGGGCAAGAGUGAAAUGCAAGGCGUGGUGGUGUUUCGAUCAGGGGUAAUAAAAAAAGACUACGACGAAUCGCUGGAACCGUAUACGUUGCCUGCGGAGUCCGACAUGUUGAUAUUGCAUAGUUCAUAUGUCGGCCAUCCAUCACAUAGAGAUGAACUACACGGUUCGUGGUUCAUUCAAACGCUUUGCAACAAGAUCACCCAGCUCGCUCCAACGCACGACUUCGAAUCCAUUGUGGUUGAAGUUAAACGUGAGGUAGCUGUAGAAAAAUAUCACGAAGAAUACAACAGGAGAACAUUCGAGAUGGAUAUUAACAAGCAGAUGCCCGUUACGACAUCAACUUUAAUAAGAAAAUUAUAUUUAAAGAGAUUUGGGGACGAAUCUAUGAAGCUGAUGGCAUCAUAUAAUGACGCAAGUUCCCCAAGGAACGAAGUUCUCGACAAUAGCGGUUCAAGUACGCCCCUGUUGGUCCAGUUUGGUCCUUGUUCUUGCUUUUUGGAUCAUUUUACCUACUUAAGAAAGUGCUUAAGUUAUUACGUCGAAGAAAAUCCGCACGAUGUAACCGCGAGGUCAUAUUUGGAUAUUUCUGUAUCGUUCGAAGACGGCAUUGAAUUCAACACCGCUAAAAGGAAAAUGGCGAAGGCAAUUUGUAAUUAUUUAGGUAUAUAUGCUAAGGAUACACAAUAUUUUAAGUAUUUAUAUUUUUAUAAGCACGACUGA
Parnassius mnemosyne (clouded apollo) is the source of this 1548-nucleotide messenger RNA. NCBI's taxonomy places the organism in Eukaryota, Metazoa, Arthropoda, Insecta, Lepidoptera, Papilionidae. The record is from the annotation of a GenBank genome assembly.